GACACUUUCGUUGCUCCGAGAAAGAUGCAUUUCGGCGGUGGUUCGUCAUUGCUUGCCAUACUUCCACUUCUACUGAUGGCGUGCAGUGCAGCGCCAUCAUGUGAAACUCAAUCCCUCGAGGGUCCGCCGUUCCUACAAGACAUCCGUCAGUACUGCCGCAACGCUACCGGGGACGAGCGUGCGUUCGAUGAACUUAAAGACUACAUAUCGACCGACCUGCCCCGGUGCUUCAUGACCCACGUCAACAUGGAUCACCUGAGGGUGAACACGAGCGGCCUGGAAACCAAGGAUAAGGCAAAACUGAUUGAAAACGUAUGUGAUCAGAUCAACGAGUCUUUCGUGUGUCUAAAGCCGGUGAUGGCCAAAUUGAAGCCCUGCCUGGAUAAAGAGAAUGUCAAAGUCAUGGAGGAGGUGGUUGGCGCCAUCCCGGAAGCGUUGAAUAUGGCCUGCACCAACGGUGGAGCGCUGCUGCAAAAAUUCUCGGAACCCGUCUACCGGGCCUGUGCCAUGGAACUGCCGCCGAUGAUAGAGGAGUGCACAAGCGAACUUCCGGACAGCAUAGAGAACGUUUCCUUCUCUCAGUACACUGAGAAGCAGUGCGAUGAAAUCUACAGUAUGCGCGACUGCUUCUCGAAACGAAUCACCGAAUGCGGGGCCACCGGAUUCAUGGAUUACUUCAUACUGUUCUACCGGAAACUACUCUCCCUGACUCCAUGCAAAUAGUUGCCGACCAGACACAGCCAAAUCAACCCACAUUCCACACGGCCGACGGAAAAAUGGCGGACCUUCACCAUCCCAUUACCAACAAUGCAAUAAAUAUGAUCGACGGAUAUUUAAAUAUCGCUGAUUCACAAAGCAUGUGCAGAUUAUUUCCAUGGCCUACCGGGAACAAGUACAUAAAAAAGUUACAUCGUCGGCAUCGGCGGGAAUACCCCUUUUCCAAAACGAUUACUAAUGUCGUCGCGAUGCAGCACUUAGGAAGACGACGGUUGUUACAUUGAUACACUUUUAAGGAGAGCUCAAGAAUCAACCGCCCCACCGUCGCCACCGAUCGCCACCUUCGUAGGCACGCGCGUUUGCUAUCUAUAGAAUAUGGCCUCCGGUAUGAGUUAUCGGUGGACCGAUAUCUGAUGCGGCAUCAGGUCCGUCCAGAAAGCUGACGAAAGAACACCCGUUCAAAGUUUCGCGCAUUUGUGUGUACCAAGCAAUUAGCAAACAAACAUAAUGUACUCUACGCCGGCAGGGAGGUUGUUUAAAUUCUGCGCAAAACCAAAAAGGGACAACCCACUUCCCGUGGCGCGCCACGGGCCACAUCCGAACCGUCUGCCUCCGUAUGCAGACAAAACUUUUCCAGUACGCAGUAGAGCGUACAUUUAUCAUAAAGCCAAUAAAGCUAUAGCGGCCCGACCCGAUGCUACCGUCGACGAUAA
This is a messenger RNA of Anopheles coustani, 1430 nucleotides long. RefSeq lists its product as uncharacterized. The transcript is spliced from 4 exons. The record is from RefSeq and is a predicted model, not a curated record. NCBI's taxonomy places the organism in Eukaryota, Metazoa, Arthropoda, Insecta, Diptera, Culicidae. Bases 25 to 723 code for a protein of 232 amino acids.